CAAGUUGAUCUUACUGAACUUGACAAGAUCUUUCUUCUUCUCGUGGAGAACAACCUCAAAGACUGUUUCAAUAUCUUGUGUUAUGACUUGCAAGUUCGAACAAUUGCUGAUUGGCAGAAGCUUGAUGAAGAGGCACUGAAAAGAUUUCGACUUCUACCAAACUUUGCAAAGGAUCAGCUAAGGACUUUGCCACAAAAAGCAGAAAAAACAAAUUUUGUUGCUUUGGCAUUGGUAAGUACAGUGUGUAUGAUCUUUUCAUUCAGUCUUUUACAGUUAGUUGUACUGGAAUGCUUCUUUUUAUUUAUCAAAAUUACAUAAUAAUAAUAAUGAAUAAUAAUAAUAAUAAUAAUUUACAGUGGGAGCAAAAGCCAGCUUAGUAUUUGACUUGCUGUUUUAGGCUUUUUUUGUUUGGCUUUGAAUUUCUGCAAAAAACAAAAAAAGGCAUUGUUCAUAAAUGUCUUGUAGAAACAUGGAAAAGUACCAUACAAGGCACGGUUACAGUCUUCUGGAGUGGCAUUUAUUUCCGUGGAGGACGUAAAAGUUGUGAAGAAAACAGCCAUAGGUCCAAUUUCUGGAUCUGUUUUUGAAGCUAUUUGGACAAAACCCAAUGGAGAGAAGGUGAGGAUUUAACAGGUAAAUAAGCUAAGGUGCAUAAUCAUAAAUCAACUGAAAGUGUUGUCAGUAGUUAGAUGUAUAGCACUCUGAUUGGCUGAGAGGUGUGUUUGCAUGAGAGCAUGUAGACAUGCAUGAUUGUAUGUAAUUUUCAUGUAUUGGGCAAUUCCAGAAAAUAUCCAUACCAUACCACAGAGAGCUUUUUGGAAUUCGAGGAGUAAGGGAGUGGGAGGGGGGGGAUGGGAGGUCUUUGAACUAGAAAUCCAAAGGCAUGGGGGCAUACUUACGAUUGGAAUCUGGAAGGCAUGGGGGGGGUUGGAUCUUGAAUUUCUACAGGAGACAGACAAGAGUGUACUCCUUAAAACAUUUAUUAUCUGGACUUAAUCAACUCACCAAUAAAGCACAAACUGGCAACACUGCUGACAAUUUUGGAUGCAGAAGCAGAAUACAAGACAAGCAUCAAUUGCUGAGGUAUGUUUUUGUGUUCAUUUGUAGAAGAAAAGGGACAAAAUAUGGGUCAUAAAUCAAGCUCCAGGCAAAGGCCACAAAGUGUACAACCUAUAAACAGCAUUGUGGUUAGUUACGUUUUAGCUCUUUAUAGCCAGACAGUGAUCACAAAACGGCUCUACUAGCUUCUGCUCAUCUCAUGUUAUUCCACUCAAUGAAACAAUCUCUAUUAUUUUGUCAGAUAAUAUUAGUUAUCUUGGCAACUGAGUUCGAUACCUGGUUCAUUAAGCUCAUUAUGUCCAUGGAGCUCACUCCACAACCACCCUUGGAUCAAGAUGGUGAUCUCAAAGUACCCUUGUUUGACCUUUAGCUAUGUCAUGUUUAGAUGCCAAAAUCUCAUUGGUUCCUUAGCAUCAAUUGUCCAUGGUACCUCCAACCUUAUUGGCCCAUCACCCUUUAAAAAACAUACUAACAGAAAAGAUACAAAAAUACAUAUGCUAAGACCACUGACAUAUGAGCUAUUUUUUUGUUUCCUGGUGGAGCACUGUAGCACUAAUGCAGGUGGGGGCCAUGGGUUCAAAUUGUGUUGAAGUCCUGAAUUUUUUUUUUUGUUUGGGGAGGGGGUUAUUUGCAAUUGCUUAAAUUGCAAUGACCACUGCGCUGAUCAUAUCUUCGUUUAAAAUUUGUAUUUCUGCAAUUCACAUCAUCUUCAUACCACUGCUAUCAUUAAANCCCCCCCCCCCCCCCCCCCCCCCCCCCCCCCCCCCCCCCCCCCCCCUGGUCGCAGAAAGCAAAUCAAGCCCAGUGUAAAUAGCGGAUAAUGUUCUGUACCAGGCUGGUGCAUUGUAAGGCUAAUGUAGGUUGCUUCUAUUAAACAGUGAUAACAAGAAAACUUCCAUUUGUUAAUUUUUAUUCCAGAAUUUCUGUAGUCAUAUUAACUCCCAUUAUAACCAGCUGUGCUGAACAGAUGUAGAGUCAGUAAGCCAAAUUGGGGAUUAUUUUGUGAACCCUGCCAGUAAUUCCAAAGGGUUUAACAAAAAAAGGAAAAUGGAAGGUCCAAGCGGGAGGGGGGUUAUCGAUUAUGGAAUUUGCAGGGCAUGGAGGAUAGCUCAUUUUGGAAAUUCUGAAGGCAAGGGGGGUUAAAAUAUGGAAGCCAUCUGUGGUAUGGUAUGAAUAUUUUUUAGAUUAGCCCUUUUAUUGUCUAUCUCAGGCUAUGUUACCACUGGAAAAGGUUUCUACUGCUUAAACAUUACUCAGGGUGUGAUAUAUUGAAAUGAAACAACUUGAUCCAGUUUUGAGACCUCUUCUAUACGUUUAACUUAUGAAUCAACAACCAAGCUUUCACUUAAUCUACGUAAAAACACAAGGCAUGUCAUAAACUUCACAUUAAUUUUGGGUAUUUUAUUGUCUCAAACAAUAUUUCAUUACCUAGUACUAAGCAUAUUCCUUUUUAUAGGAAAGUAAUACGUAGUAAUGCUGCAUGAAAUUAAUGCAGAGUUCAAAAAUUUUGUCAGUUUAAGUUUCCUUAAUUUUUGUUAACGUUAAUUCCUAAACCCUUAAUUACGGGGAACAUUAAUUUCCACAAGCUUAAUAUCCUUUAUUUUGGCUCACUCAGAAAUUUGGUGCUCCUUAAAUAUUAUUAUAGUCCUUGAAUAAUAUGUAACGUUGAGCUAUGCUGCAUAUUUUUACAGAUGCGAGUAUGUUUAAGAUACGAUCGAUCACAGGGUCAGCGACAUCAUUUUCUUCAUGAGGCUGAAAUCUCUGCAUCAUUGACACAUGAGAGCAUCCUUAAUCUCCACGGAGUUAUUCUACCGGGGCUCUACACAGAUUCAGUGGCUCUAGUGAGUGCAUUUUAGAGCAUUUUUAUUUCUCUGUAGUAUACAUUCAAGCACAAAAAUUAAUGUAAUUUUGGCAGUGAAUUUAAUGCAAAAAUCUUAAUGUUCCACUACCCACUUGUAUUUCAAGAUCCUUGGGGUUUCCCUAGAAAUUUAAUCCACCAAAAUGAAGCUGGCAAGCCUGGUGAAUGCCCAGCAAAAGGCAUGGAGAUUUUAUUGUAAGAGAUACAAACAGGUAGGAGAGAAUGCAUUUCAAAGCUAAAUGUCAAGUUGUUACCUUCAGUUUUUAGUUCAAGACCAACCUUGAAAUUUUGUUCUCUUCACGUGCCUUAAUAUGCCGAUACAACAUGCCACCCUUAAAAAGUUUGCCCUUUAGUACAGAAACAUUUAUUGUUGCAAGCAUUUUCUGCUUGGUUUUUGUGUCAUUUCCCAGAAAUUACAUAAAACAAGAAUUGAAUUUUAACUGGGCUGCUAAGGGCCAUUUUUUGGGGGGCUGUACACACUCAAACCACCACAUAACCUUGUCGCUGACCAUUGUGUGACUUAGCAUCUCAUGUGAAAGUUAAAUAUAAACUCAUUUGAACAUUGUAGCCUUUUGAAGACUUUCAUAUUUAACAAGACAAAUGGGUACCAUUUUUAAGUCGGGGCUGUAUGGUAACUUUUCAAAUUCCACCAUCAUGAAUAUAAAAAUAAGCAAGUUAGCCAUUCUAAGCAGGAAACAAUAAGCGAUAUUUUCAUGCACCCCUCCCCCAAUCCCUCUGCAACCCAAAAUAUAGUGUGACAGUAUAACGUGACUAAUUUGACCAAACUGGAAAUUCCAAAAAUUAUUGUCGUUCUAAAUGUCUUCUAAUGCUGUUAACAAGCAGUACAUUUCCCAAUUCUGGUUCUUAAACUAACAAAGUGAAUUGAAUUUAAGUUUUGUUUUUGUCUGAUAUUGCGUUUAAAGCCUUUCUAACUGUCCUAGGCAAUAUAAUAUAUAUAUUUAAAUUUUUUUUCGUGGUGAUCAUUCCCCAGGACAUUUCUUUCCAGUAAGGAAUGACUGUUCGCACGCGGAGCAAGACUUGCAAUAAGAUAAAAAGAGACUCUGGCUGUCACAUUUUGAAGGGUUUAAACUUCAAAAUAAAGCAAAGAGAAGCCUCGAAAGCGACCCAUACACUUCCUUACAUUUGCCUUAUGUGCAUUGAUCUGAAAUAUUACUUAGUUCUAGUGUCAGGAUUGGAUUUGAUUUGAUUUUCGUCUAGGUGUUGGAUUAUGCUGAGUGUGGGAACAUUCUAGAAGCUAUGCCAAAACUUUCAGUUUUCAGUCUGAUUCAGAUGGUAACACAGCUUGCUUCUGCCUUGGAAUAUCUUGACAGUAAAAAUCUUAUCCACUUGAGAAUUAACACUAUGUCCAUUUUUGUGGUAAAACCAGGCAAGGUAAGAACAACUUGUAUUGAUCGGUCACAUUAA
Porites evermanni is the source of this 4342-nucleotide messenger RNA. The record is from the annotation of a GenBank genome assembly. NCBI's taxonomy places the organism in Eukaryota, Metazoa, Cnidaria, Anthozoa, Scleractinia, Poritidae.